GUAGGAAUGCUCCUAGCCGAGUACAUGAACUUCAGACGCCGCUGGUAGAAACUAGCUAGACCGGUGAAGUCGACCGCUAUCAGUUCUCCUAGCGCGUUUCAUCGGAAAACUAUCGAGUGGACAAUUUCGAAGUUUCGAAUCGCGCCCUGAAAAAAACAGUGAUUUGUGCCUUCAAUUGAUAAAAAUAAGGAUACCAGAUUCGUGAAUUCGUAAGAUGGCUGUCCAGGAUAUACAAUAGGUUAGGGCGACGAACAUGUCGCACCACAGUGAUGACAACAUGCUCAUAGCGACAAGCGAUUCCUUCUGGGAGCCCAACAACUACAAGAAAACCACUAAACGCAUAGAGGACGGACUGAAACUCACCGCUGACUUAAUCAACCUGAUACAGGAACGGGCCGAGCUGGAGAAGGCGUACGCGAAGAGCCUGAAAGCGUGGUCGAAAAAAUGGAACGAGACGAUAGAGAAGGGACCUGAGUACGGGACCACGGAGGCAGCUUGGAAGGGCGUCCUCGUCGAGGCGGACAGAAGGUGCGAUCUUCACCUCAGGAUAAAGGACAAUUUGAUAAACGACGUGGUGUCCAAGAUAAAGAACUGGCAGAAGGACAAUUAUCACAAGUCGAUGAUGCAACUCAAGGAAAAGAAAGAUAUGGAUGACGCAUUUAAAAAGGCUCAAAAGCCAUGGGUGAAACUGCUCCAAAAAGUAGACAAAGCGAAAAAUGACUAUCACACAGCAUGCAAAACGGAAAAAUCUGCAAUAAAUCAAGAAAGAAACGCAUCUGGCGAUAGUUCUUUAUCUCAGGACCAGCGGACGUCAGCGGUGAGGAAGCUUCAGGAUAGGGUUCAGAGAUCGAAGGAGGAAGUUCAAAAGUGCAAAGAUAAAUACGAGGCUGCCCUUACGGAAAUCAACCAGUACAAUCCGAAAUAUAUGGAAGAUAUGACGGGAGAAUUCGAUAAAUGCCAAGAUAUGGAAGCAGUCCGACUCAAAUUCAUAAAGGCUACCCUGUUCGACCUACACAAAUACCUCAACAUUUCACAGGAUCCCACUUUGGGCCAGAUAUACGAAGAAUUAAAUCACACGAUUCACAAUGCAGACUACGAGAAAGACCUGAAAUGGUGGUCGUUCAAUCACGGUGUGAGCAUGGCCAUGAAUUGGCCCCAGUUCGAGGAAUACACUGAAGAAUUUAGAGAUAUACACAAGGGAAAAUCGAAGGAUGCUCCUGCCGGAGGCAUAAUGUUGAUUAAUCAACGUCCUGUUGGAGAAGAUGUGCAUGAACUACCAUCCAAUAAUAGGCCGAAACCUGCACCAUCAAGCAGAACAUCUGUGGCACCACCGCCGCAAAGUGUUGAAACUGAAGUCAGAAGGUCCGAACCACCGGUAGAAAGUCCAGCUAACCGAGCUUCCACAAUAACAACAAACGGAACAACUAGUAGUAGUAGUAAAGAAGUAAAUCCGUUCGAAGAAGACGAAUGGGAUGAAAGUGAUGCGUUAGUGGACAACGGUGAACCUGGGGUUCCGGUUAAGGCACUUUACGACUAUGUAGGCGCAGAGAGUGAUGAGCUUAGUUUCAAACAAGGUGAAGUUUUUGAGAAACUUGAAGACGAGGACGAGCAAGGAUGGUGUAAAGGUCGAAAAGAUGGCAAAGUUGGUCUCUAUCCGGCGAACUAUGUAGAACCUGUAUCGCAAUAAUUAUUUGUGUCAAAAUAAAAGCAGAAAAUUGUUAAUUUUUGAGAGAUAUUUAUCUGAGCUCUUGCUCACCUCGAUAUAGAUUUUGAUGUUGUGUUAUUUAAUAAGAAUGAGUGAUGUCUUUUCAGACUUGUACAAAUAGAUUAAAAAUGUAUAUAAAAUAACAUUUAGUAACCACAAGAUUGAUAUACAAGGGACAAUUUAAUGUACUUGUGCAAGUAGAUACAUGUUAUGAGAAUUUGUUUUGGAAAAUAACCACAAAAUUGUAUAGUAUACAUUUUGUAUGUUGAAAAUUAUAUGCAUUUUAUUUGGAUUUGAAACGUUUUAAAUGUUACAAUUCUUCUUGUCCAAACUUUUAGUUUUAAAGAAAAUAUUUAUUACUACUCAUUAUAUUUGAAUUAUGUUUCUGACAAAUGAUAGAUUUUCAUAUUAAAAAAACUCCUAGUGAGAUAUUGAAUUCCUUUGGCUUAAGAUUA
This is a messenger RNA of Harmonia axyridis, 2160 nucleotides long. It is a transcript of the gene Synd, whose product is annotated as protein kinase C and casein kinase substrate in neurons protein 1. The record is from RefSeq and is a predicted model, not a curated record. The transcript is spliced from 9 exons. The coding region runs from base 254 to 1687 and encodes 477 amino acids. Gene Ontology annotation, biological process: plasma membrane tubulation; regulation of endocytosis; cytoskeleton organization. NCBI's taxonomy places the organism in Eukaryota, Metazoa, Arthropoda, Insecta, Coleoptera, Coccinellidae. Gene Ontology annotation, molecular function: protein binding; phospholipid binding. Gene Ontology annotation, cellular component: cytoplasm; endosome; plasma membrane.